AUGAUCGAUCGACGAGAAGAAGAAUUUGAUUUUUUUAUGCGUAUGGACAUGGAGCGGCGGAAGGAGGAUGCCUGGAACCCAAAGCGCAAGCCUCGCUUGAUGGAGGACGAUGAGCUGCCCUCCUGGAUUAUUAAAGAUGACGCUGAAGUAGAAAGGCUUACGUGUGAAGAAGAGGAGGAGAAAAUGUUUGGUAGAGGGUCUCGCCAGCACCAGGAUGUGGACUACAGUGAUGCCCUCACUGAGAAGCAGUGGCUGCAGGCCAUUGAAAACGGGAAUUCCAUGGAAGAAAUGGAAGAAGAAGUACGGCUUAAGAAGCAAAAAAGACGAAGAAAUGUGGAUAAAGAUCCUGCAAAAGAAGAUGUGGAAAAAGCUAAGAAGAGAAGAGGCCGCCCCCCUGCAGAGAAGCUAUCACCAAAUCCCCCUAAACUGACAAAGCAGAUGAACGCUAUCAUCGAUACUGUGAUAAACUACAAAGACAGUUCCAGGCGACAGCUCAGUGAAGUCUUCAUUCAGUUACCUUCGAGGAAAGAAUUACCAGAAUACUAUGAAUUGAUUAGGAAACCAGUGAAUUUCAAAAAAAUAAAGGAAAGAAUUCGUAAUCAUAAGUACCGGAGCCUGGGUGACCUGGAGAAGGAUGUCAUGCUUCUCUGUCAUAAUGCGCAGACAUUCAACUUGGAGGUAUCUCAGAUCUAUGAAGACUCCAUCAUCUUGCAGUCGGUGUUUAAGAGCGCACGGCAGAAAAUUGCCAAAGAGGAGGAGAGUGAGGAAGAAAGCAACGAAGAGGAGGAGGAAGAUGAAGAAGAGGAGUCAGAGUCGGAAGCAAAAUCUGUUAAGGUGAAAAUCAAGCUUAAUAAAAAAGAUGAGAAGGGUCGGGACAAAGGAAAAGGCAAGAAAAAGCAAAAUCGAGGAAAAGCCAAACCUGUCCUGAGCGAUUUCGACAGUGACGAAGAGGAGGAUGGCAACGAACAGUCAGAAGCAAGUGGGACUGAUGAUGAGUGAUCGACACAGCCCUUUUCCCUAGGUAGAGCUGAAUUCCUUCCUCCCCUCUCCCAUUUCUGCCCAGUGAGUUCAUUUGUCAUAAGGACCCUGGGUUGUUUCUAUGUCAUCUUCAUCUAUAAACUAGCUUUAGGAUAGUGCCAGACAAACAUAUGAUAUCAUGGUGUAAAAAAACACGCACAC
Phyllostomus hastatus (greater spear-nosed bat) is the source of this 1179-nucleotide messenger RNA. Its product is annotated as probable global transcription activator SNF2L2. NCBI's taxonomy places the organism in Eukaryota, Metazoa, Chordata, Mammalia, Chiroptera, Phyllostomidae. The record is from RefSeq and is a predicted model, not a curated record. Gene Ontology annotation, molecular function: histone binding. Gene Ontology annotation, cellular component: RSC-type complex. Gene Ontology annotation, biological process: chromatin remodeling.